UUAAUAAACAAUAUCGGAAUAUAUAAAAUUGAUAGAAAAACUAACAAGUAUUUGCUUGAAAAUCGUGUUUAAGUUUUUAUGUAUUUUUUUUUAUUUUUACAAAUUUUUCAUAACCCCACUUAAAUAAUAAUUUUUUCUCUUUUUUUUAACUCGAAAGUAAUAAAUUUUUUUAUAACAAAAAAAAAAAAUAAAAAAAGAAAACAAGUAAAAAAAAUAAGUGCCAUUAAAAUGCACACAUUUAGUGAUACAGGAGCUGGAGUUCCUGCCUUUUUGGCUAAACUUUGGAGACUCGUCGAAGAUCCUGAGACGAAUAAUUUAAUUUGUUGGAGUAAGGAUGGUCGAAGCUUCAUCAUUCAAAAUCAGGCUCAAUUUGCUCGCGAACUGCUACCGCUCAAUUAUAAGCACAACAAUAUGGCAAGCUUCAUUCGUCAACUUAAUAUGUAUGGAUUUCAUAAGAUUACUUCAAUUGACAAUGGUGGCUUGAAAUUCGAUCGUGAUGACAUGGAAUUCUCACAUCCAUGUUUCAAACGCAAUUGUCCAUAUCUUUUGGAGCAUAUUAAGCGAAAAAUUGCAAAUACCAAAUCAAUUGACGAAAAGGCAACUGUCAAACCUGAAGCCGUUAGCAAGGUAUUGAAUGAUGUCAAGGCAAUGCGCGGACGUCAGGAUUCGUUAGAUUCUAGAUUUUCGGUAAUGAAACAAGAAAACGAAGCUCUAUGGCGUGAAAUUGCAUCACUUCGACAAAAACAUGCUAAACAACAACAAAUUGUUAACAAGCUCAUUCAAUUCCUAAUUACAAUUGUACAACCAUCAAGAAACAAUAUGACCAGUGUCAAACGUCAUAUGCAAUUAAUGAUCAACGAUACCCCAGAACAAGCUAAACUAAGGAAGGCAAGUGAAUCUGGAUCAGAAUGUGGACCUGUAAUUCAUGAACUUGGCGAAGAGCUUUUUGACGAAGCAAAUGCUGAAAAUGAUUCUGAUUUAGAUGCUCCAAUGAGCCCAUAUGCAAAUUUGCCAUCAGUUGGUUCCAGUCACAAUGACAACGAUAGUCCUGUACCAAAAAUUGAGCGUCCUCAAUCCAAUGGCAGCAUCAACAGUCAUCUAUUCGAAUACUCGAAUCAAAGUGCAGAUGAUGCUCAGGCAGCGGCCGCCCCCGGAAACAUUACACCAGGAAGAUCAGGAGCUGUUAUUAACACAGUCAACCCAGACGGAUCUCAAAUCGUUUAUCAUGUAACUGAAGUCGCUGAUAGUGCACCACAAACUCCUGAGUCAGUUAUAAAUGAUGAUAACCAUCUCACUACACCCAUGGUAAAGGAAAUGAAUCGCAACAAAAUGUCUCAAAUGAAGAACAAAGCAAAUAAACGCAAAAUGGGUGCUGUUUCUUCAACAAUAACAACCUCUACAUCGACAUCUUCAAGUCCUGCAACUAAAAUGCUACGAUCUUCUGGAAAUGGAACUGAACAAAUGCUAAUUAAAACAGAAAAAACUGAUGUUGAUCCAAUGACAUUCUGGAAUGCAUUGAAUAAUGAUAAUACAACAGGAACACCGGAACCUCUUGCAAGUUCAAGUAACAGCACACUUAAUUUGAAUGUUACUUUGGAUCCUCGUUUAUUAUCACCAAUGAAUGAUCAGAAUUUACAAUCUGCUGCAAAAAUGUCAAAUGAUGCGGCAGAUAUGUAUAAUGCAGAUAACUUUAUUGCAUCCGAUAUGCCAUCUCAACUUUUUGAAGAUUCACCCAUAAUUGAUGACACAAGCCUUGUGAGUGGUGGCAGCUAUAAUCCUAAAUUUGAUUUUCGACAAAAUCCUUCCUCGUCUGGUGGUCUACAACAGAAGCAGUUGCAAUCGCUUGGAAAGUUUGCUGACUACAAUAACCAGGCACUUUCAUCAACAUCAAAAAAUAAUUCAAAACUUCAAUUGUCCAAAGUGAACAAUAGCAACAAUAUUCUUAAUAGCAACGAUAUGCGUGAGGAAGUUUCUAUGCACUUGGAUACUGUUCAAGAUGAUUUGGAUACACUCAAAGAUUUACUACGAACCGAUUCAUAUUCUCUUGAUGCAAAUACUUUGUUGGGAAAUGGAACACCUCCAGCUGGGCGAAUUUAUUUACCUCCUCAACUGGAAGCUGAUAUUUUCAAUAAGCUCUUCAACGAUUCUGAUAUUUUGGGAUCAUAUGGACUAGGAAUGGUACCUGACAACAAUCAACAAGAUAAAAAAGGUUCUGAACUAAUGACUUACCAGCCAAUUUAUGAUCUUAGCGACAUAAUGGAUAUAAAUAACCAAGAUAAAGAGGAUGCAAAUACCAAUGGCAACAACAACCCAAAACCAUUAUCUCCUACCAGUUCGGUUUUAAACACACCCUAUCACGAAUGAGUACAAAUUUUCAUACUCAGUAUCUUUUGAUUGGUGUGUGAUUGCGUUGUAAGAAUGUCAUAUUUGUCGUUUGGUGCGAACUAUCUUGAGUUUUGAUACAAAUGGGAUUAACUUAUAACCUCUCUUCCGAAUGGCAUAGUUGAGUAGUACUUUGUUGUUUUUUUUUUUUUACAUUGUUUUGUAAUAUAUUGUUCUCUAACAAAAAAAGAAUCAAAAACAAAAUAUAAUCAUGACUGAUUGACUUAGUCUUAAAAUAUUCACUGGUACUUUGAACAAAAAAAAAAAAAUUAAUUAAAAAAAAAAGAGAAUAAUAAAUUAUAUUUAUUUUUAAUACUAGUAUGUUACACUUAUGGUUAGGAAGUUUACCUAAAAUAACUUUAUAAUAAAUAAUCUAAUUGUUAUGUUUUUCUUAAUUUCAAAAAAAUAUACCUACAAAUAUAUUUAAACAAAAUUACAUUUUUAACAUUUAAUCGAAGCAAAAAUGAAAUUAAAUUUUUAUUAUUUUAAGCAAUUGAAGGAUUCAGAAUGGUAAUAAAUCAAUUCUUCUAAAUUAAAUUUUAAAACUCGAAGAAACCUGUAAAUUAGAAAAAAACUUAGGUACAGGGUUUACGGACUUUUCUUUAGUUAAAAAAAAAAAAUUUAAGAGAUUGGCGUAAACUUCUAGAAUUACAAUUCUUAAACCUUCAAUAUAAACCAUUACUAUUCUGAUCUCAAAAUUGUGUACAAAGAUAUGAAAUACUAUUUAACAAUUAUUUAACUACAAUCACCCAUACGCGCAUUCUAUGAAAAAUUGUGAAAUGUUGUGGAUGUCCAAAUAACUACGACUGACAUGUAAAUGUAUGCGGCAUAACUUACAAAAUUAACCAAUGACCUGGUUAAUUUUAAUUAUUAAAAUAAUGUCUUAAAAAUUUUACAUUUAAUAAAGGUAAUCAAAUCAUUAAAAAAAAGAAAGCUUUAAAACCUAGGACCAUGAAAUAUGUGGCUGAGGGAUACUUAACCGAUAUUGAAUCCUAGCGUUCAAUAUAUUGAAUUCACAAAAAUUCAUUAUGCCAAAUUAUAUUGAACUUGGUCUAAAGGUAAAGUAUCAACCCAGCUUGCUUUAGAUUCUUGUCUAAUUGUUCUACGAUAUGGCGAAAAAUUUCCCUAUCUCCAUGACAAUCUCAUAUCAACUUAACCAAUUUGAACACAGUUUGUGUGUUUCACGAGGAAAUCCCUCCUACAUCCCUCAUUAUACGAAAUUAUUCUAUUCAGUUAGAAAAAUUUGAAAGGCUUGGAGCUCCCAAACUUUUUUCAGUUUUUCUAUCGGCCCAUAAUUAAACAAAUACAUUUAACAAAAAAAAAAACAAAUUUAAUUUUUAAACAAAUGGUUUAGCUGGAAAUUAGACAGCUUCACCACACUCAUAAACACGUUCAUUUAUAAAAUGACAAAAAAAGCAAUUCCAAAAAAAAAAAGUUUUUAUGGAAAUCUACUUUAUGAAAGUAACAGUGAUAUGCUCUUACUCGUUUUUUUUUU
Molecule: messenger RNA, 3877 nt
Organism: Episyrphus balteatus (marmalade hoverfly)
Lineage: Eukaryota; Metazoa; Arthropoda; Insecta; Diptera; Syrphidae
Gene: Hsf
Product: heat shock factor protein
Exons: 11
Coding region: 229-2364 (711 amino acids)
Biological process (GO): regulation of DNA-templated transcription
Molecular function (GO): DNA-binding transcription factor activity; sequence-specific DNA binding
Source: RefSeq, a predicted model, not a curated record